Messenger RNA from Sorghum bicolor (sorghum), 1435 nucleotides. Its product is annotated as benzoate O-methyltransferase. NCBI's taxonomy places the organism in Eukaryota, Viridiplantae, Streptophyta, Magnoliopsida, Poales, Poaceae. Gene Ontology annotation, molecular function: S-adenosylmethionine-dependent methyltransferase activity. The record is from RefSeq and is a predicted model, not a curated record. Gene Ontology annotation, biological process: methylation. Bases 221 to 1348 code for a protein of 375 amino acids. The transcript is spliced from 6 exons.
GCCGGUGGAAAAGUCGUUGCUGUCCAUUAGCUAGGCACCACACGUGCUCUUCUAGGUACAAUCAAGACAAAAAAAAAAUCUCUAUUACCCUCUAAUUCAUUGAUGAGAAAUCAAAGCUAUUUGUCAUUUCACCACACAUAAUUGGUCAGAUAUUUUGAAGACAUCUGGUCCACCAUAGGUGCCAACGUCUCUGGAAACUAUACCAACAAAAUUUCUAGUGAUGAUGACAAAUCUACAACGCGACUUUCACAUGGCUGAAGGGAAUGGAGAACAUAGCUACGCAAAGAAUUCGAGGGCUCAAGAGAAGCUUAUGGUACAAACUACGCCAAUUGUUGAGGAUGCCAUAAAGGAAGUAUGUACUGCCCUUGUCCCCAAAACCAUGGUCAUUGCUGACCUAGGAUGCUCUUCGGGACCAAACACAUUGCUCUUCAUCUCCAAUGUGAUAAACAUCAUAGCUGGCCAAUGCAAUAAAUCUAUUGGUGAAUGUGAUCCUGUGGAACUUCAGAUCUUCCUAAAUGACCUACCUGGUAAUGACUUCAACCAGCUCUUCAGUUCACUCGAAAACUUGAAGCAUGGUAAAAUAAUAGAACAAAUGGGGUACACACCGCCUUUGUACUAUAUUUCCGGGUUGCCAAAAUCAUACUACAAUAGGUUGUUUCCUCGUCGAAGUGUCCAUCUCUUUCACUCCGCUUGCUGCCUUCAUUGGCGAUCUCAGGUACCUGAGGAACUUCAUGCAAGAAAUGGGACUCCUUUAAACAAGGACAAUAUUUACAUCACAAAGACCACACCGUCGUCUGUGGUGAAGUGCUUCCAGGAGCAGUUCAAUAAGGAUUUCUCCCUCUUCCUGAAGUUGCGUCAUGAAGAACUUGUAUAUGGAGGGAAAAUGGUUUUAACAUUUGUUGGGAGGAAGGAUGAGGAUGUAUAUAAUGGAGACAUGAACCAACUUUACGGAUUACUUGCAAGAUCAUUGCAAUCUCUUGUUGCGAAGGGCCUUGUGGAGAAAGAAAGACUAGAAGCUUUCUAUCUACCGUUGUAUGGGCCAUCAAUUGCUGAAGUGAAGGAAAUAGUCAUGGAAAGCCACAUGUUCAAAUUGGAUUACAUCAAAUUACUUGAGCUAAGUUGGGAUCCCUAUGAUGAUACAGAAAGUGAUGAUGUCCAAGACAACAUCCGUAGUGGUAUCAAUGUUUCUAAGUUUGUUAGAGCAUUGCUGGAGCCUUUGAUUGCAAGUCAUUUUGGAGAUACCAUACCUAAGUUACUGUUUGAAGAGUAUGCAUGUCUCAUGUCCAAGCACCUUGAGCAAGGGAAGCAAAAAUCUUCCUUUAUCGUCAUGUCCUUGAACAAACUGUAGUAGAUAUACGUCAGUGCCAUUGAACAAAUUUCUAAUGAUAAUAAUAUAAUAUAAUAUAAUAUAUCUAAUGGGACCUAUAUAUAUGAA